UGCGGAAAACGCAUCCCCGUUGAAGUGAGGGCGGAAGCGUGGGGUCGCGCUGGGGUUUUGCGCAUGCGCGGGCGGAUGUACUUUGCCGCCCCUGGAUAAGAGGCCGGGAGGCCCCGUGUGAGGCCUUUUUCUUCGCCGGAGCCGCCGCCGCCGCCAUCAUGACCGACUGGGAGACGGCCCCCGCCGUCACCGAGACCCCCGACAUCAAACUCUUCGGGAAAUGGAGCACCGACGACGUGCAGAUCAACGACAUCUCCCUCCAGGAUUACAUCGCCGUGAAGGAAAAAUACGCCAAGUACCUGCCGCACAGCGCCGGGCGUUACGCGGCCAAGCGCUUUCGGAAAGCCCAGUGCCCCAUCGUGGAGCGCCUCACCAACUCCAUGAUGAUGCACGGCCGCAACAACGGCAAGAAAUUAAUGACCGUGCGCAUCGUCAAGCACGCGUUUGAGAUCAUCCACCUGCUCACCGGGGAGAACCCGCUGCAAGUCCUGGUUAACGCCAUCAUUAACUCGGGACCCCGCGAGGACUCGACCCGCAUCGGUCGCGCCGGCACCGUCCGUCGACAGGCCGUGGACGUGUCCCCCCUGCGCCGCGUCAACCAGGCCAUCUGGCUGCUGUGCACCGGCGCUCGCGAAGCCGCCUUCCGUAACAUCAAAACCAUCGCCGAGUGCUUGGCCGACGAGCUCAUCAACGCCGCCAAGGGCUCUUCCAACUCCUACGCCAUCAAGAAGAAGGACGAGCUGGAGCGCGUGGCCAAAUCCAACCGUUAAAAAGCAUCGUUGUCACCCCCCCCAUAUAAAUAAAAGUCACUUAUUCAGCGUGUCCCCCC
This is a messenger RNA of Phalacrocorax carbo (great cormorant), 829 nucleotides long. The record is from RefSeq and is a predicted model, not a curated record. NCBI's taxonomy places the organism in Eukaryota, Metazoa, Chordata, Aves, Suliformes, Phalacrocoracidae.